Messenger RNA from Micropterus salmoides (largemouth bass), 6385 nucleotides. RefSeq names its product immunoglobulin kappa light chain-like. The transcript is spliced from 6 exons. The coding region runs from base 4730 to 5749 and encodes 339 amino acids. Lineage: Eukaryota; Metazoa; Chordata; Actinopteri; Centrarchiformes; Centrarchidae. The record is from RefSeq and is a predicted model, not a curated record. Gene Ontology annotation, biological process: response to bacterium.
AAGAUGGCCUAGGCUAUAAGAAGGUUGCCAAGACCCUGAAACUGAGCUGCAGCAUGGUGGCCAAGACCAUAGAGCGGUUCAACAGGGCAGGUUUCACUCAGAACAGGCCUUGCCAUGGGUGACCAAAGAAGUAGAGUGCACAUGCUCAGCUUCAUAUCCAGAGGUUGUCUUUGGGAAAUAGACAUAUGAGUGCUGCCAGCAUUGCUGCAGAGGUUAAAGGGGUGGGGUGUCAGCCUGUCAGUGCUCAGACCAUACGCCACAAAUUGUAUCAAAUUGUUCUGCAUAGCUUUCGUCCCAGAAGAAAUCUCAGUUUGCUGAAGACAAGCAGACUAAGGACAGGGAUUACUGGAACCAUGUCCUGUGGUCUGAAGAAACCAAGAUAAAUGUAUUUGUUCAGAUGAUGUCAAGCGUGUGUACCAGCAACCAGGUGAGGAGAACAAAGACAAGUGUGUCUUGCCUACAGUUAAGCAUGGCGGUGGGAGUGUCAUGGUCUGGGGCUGCAUGAGUGCUGCCGGGGAGCUACAGUUCAUUGAAUGAACCAUGAAUGCCAAUAUGUACUUAAAUGACAUACUGAUCCCCUCCCUUCAAAGACUGGGCUGCAGGGCAGUAUUCCAACAUGAUAACAACCCCAAGACCACCAAUGUCUUGCUAAAGAAGCUGAGGGUAAAGGUGAUGGACUGGCCAAGCAUGUCUCCAGACCUAAACCCUAUUGAGCAUCUGUGGAGCAUCCUCAAACAGAAGGUGGAGGAGUGCAAGGUCUCUAACAUCCACCAGCUCCACUGGCAACCUGUGAAGUUCUGGUGCCCAAGAGGGUUAAGGCAGUGCUGGAAAAUAAUAGUAAGGGGUGACACUACCACUGAGAAGUUCUUACAAAAGCAUUUGUAGUAUCCUGUCAUGCCUAAGAAACGCCAGAGCUCUCAUCUGGUUGUAGGAACUGGAUAAGCCAACACUGCAGCCAUCUUGGCCUCCACUGACUUGACCUGCACCUGUCCUACCGGUUUCUCUAUCUGGUACACUGUGUCAAAUACCUCACCUGUCUCAUCUGUUGCUGCACCUGUAUGGGAAGACCACUUUUGCAUAAGCACUCCGUUUUCCACAAGAAAACAUUGACCUUUCUUACACCCACUUGGGUCGGCACAAACUGCGGCUAAACACUUUUCCAGUGAGGGGUCACUUUUCUGUGCACCAAUGAGCCCUUCACGUGUCAACGGCAGUGGCAGAGUCUCUGGCACUUUUUCACACACUUCUGUCGACUCUCCACCAGCCAUCCUGUCCUCAGAAAAAAAGUGAACAUGGAGUCAGACAACAUUACUUCCUGAUCUUGUUUCCGAGCUCUAGUCAACAUGCUGACCGAGAACAUUUAUGGGUGUUUUUGAACCAGCUCAUCUGGUUCACUCUCAGAAAUGGGUACAUUGACCACUUCAGGGUCAGGGUACACUUUACCAACCAGAAACCAGCUUAGAUUAGACGUGGAUGCGAUGAAGUGGGGCUGGCACACAACACAUACCGAUACCUCGGACAACUGUACUGACAUCACAGGCUGACUCAGCAUCUAAAGGCAAGAUACUAGAAAGGAUGAAAGACCGCAAACCACCAGCGUCACGUAGUAUGGUGACCUGACUCUAAUCUUCAACCUGCCCUGUGAGUGAUGCAGAACCAGGAAGGAUGAACGGCUUAAAAAAUUCUCUCAUGCUCUCUGUUUUUUUGUUAAACAAUCUGCUAUGAGGUGACCAGGUUUAUGGCAGAAAAAAACACAGCCUGUCUGCCUUAGCACCCAAAGUAGAGUUAGCUAAACCAACUCGGGGUUCCUGUCUGUCACUAGACUUCUUGUUAGCCCUAAGAUGUGGUGAAGAGACAAAGGAUGAGAUUGGCUUACUGAAGACACCCUUAUGCGUUAAAGUAAACUUGUCAGCUAGCAUAGCUGGUUGCUGUAGGGUAGCCACUUUCUGUUCAUUCAAGUAAACGACAAUCCUUUCAUGCACACGGUUCUUAAACUCUUCCAACAACAUCAACUCAUCUAAGGAGGGAAAAUCAUCAGCUUUACAAUCCGCACACCAACGAUCAAGUUACGUUUUCCCUAGCAAAGUCAGCGUACGUCUGGCCAGCAGCUUUACAGAGGCCCCUAAACCGUUGUCGAUAUGCCUCAGGCACUAGUUCAUAGACCCGCAAUACUGCGCGCUCAGCUGUAUCAAAACACAUAUUGUCUUCCACUGAAAGUGCAGCACAAGCUUCCUGAGCCUUGCCAGUCAACUUACAUUGUAGCAAAAUGGCCCAAACGUCCUUUGGCCAUUGCAGAGCUACUGUUUACUGUUUGUCACGUUCCUCCAGAUGGUAAGUCCAGGGGAGGAGGAGCAACAAUGUUUAUAACAAUACUGGGGCAUUAGAGGACGGGAAGUCAUAGUCAUGUUCAAACCAAAAGAUGAUAUUUAUUACAAUACCGAUAAGAAGGGUGAUCUCCCUCUUUCCAUCUUUUAGAAAAGCAUCUCAAAAAAUUUGAAUACCGUGGAAAAGUUCAUUGUGAGUACCAGAACCAGACUGAGAGAUUAAAGGCUUCGGAACCUUUGCAGGUGUUUUGAUUUAAUUAGCUGAUUAGAGAGCUCUUCACCAUCUUUCAUUUUUUACUUUCUACUAACACAUAUGCAAAAUGUUAACCUAUAAAUACAAUCGUAAUAUUUUCUUUUACAGCUGUUAACUAUAACAUAUUGUUGAGUUUAGAUCACACUAUUUGCAAUUAACAUAGGAAACUGAUUUUAAGUAUAAUUAGUCUGAUCAAUUUUAGUAGUAGUGUUGUUCAGCUGUUGGAGCUGAAGAACCUUGCUGGAAGCUGGGGCUGUUAUCUCCUGUAGAGCUGGACACAGCAAAUCACAUCUGGAGGGUUCUGCAAUCAACUUCUCUGGCACCUGUAAAGAAAACAAAUGGUAGACAGUUAAGCAGCUUCUCCCAAAGUGCCAUAAAGCUACGGAACCCUGAGAUCACCUCAGCAAGAAAACCUCUCUGGCAUGUAACUAUAAUCAGGGGUGGAAAUGUGAAAUAAACUGUUACUAAUAUGUGCAAUGGUUUGCUGCGGGACACUGGGCAAUAAUAAUUCAUGCUGCUAGACUUCUGUUGACUGCUCAAGUCAGAUCUUAUUCAACAUUUAUUAUAAGAAUCUGUACUACCUUGUUAGGCAAAUUCUAAUCCACCAAACAAACUCUGACACACCUAAUUUCUCACCUUAACUAAACUAACUAUUAAACUCAGGAGCACUGCACUAGUUAAAGCCCAGCUACUGUACCUGUCUGCAGGCAUAACGCUCAUUAUAUGCUGACAAAAAGGCGGAUGCAAAUCUCUGCAGGUAGCCUACAACAUCUGUUCUGCCGAAGUAUGCAUCCACCUCUUAAGCUCCCUUUCAGAAACGCUGCUCAUCAAACGCAGUUAUCACCUCAGAUUGUUGAUUGCUGAAUCACAAGGAAUACUACAUCUACUAAGUGCAAUAACUUAAUGAUUACUCUAAACGUCCUUCAAUAUGAACUUCAAAUCAAUAAUCCCCACUGAUGAACCCCACAAAGAACAGUAUAACGCUAUCGUUUUUAUAGUACACUUGGACGUGCAUGGCUCUCCUCAGCAGGGCAGGCAGAACUAACAUUGCCUGUUUGUAAAGUUUACCGUUAACAUAACGUCAACUAACAGAGCCUUUACUUUACAACUAAACAUGUUUUAUUCUGCUGUAAAGUUUCAGAUUCAAUGGAGAUUGACUCCCUUUUGCAGCCAGCCUAAAGAGGCCACUCGAUGAACUGCAGUUUAAGUUACUUCCUGACUGGUAUCGUAAGUGAGAGCAGGAGGUUGCCGCUUGGUCAUAACAUGCAGCAUGACAAAAAAUGUGGUGUUUUUUGAAAAUUAAACGGAUGUGGGGCUUCCAUGGGUCUCAGGUCUGUGUGCCAACAUUUCAAGAUUCAGGUACAUUGUAAUCACAGUGGUAGAAAAUAUUUUAGAAAAUCAGAAGCCUAUGCAAAGACAUAUUCUAUGAAAUGACAGUUACUUUUAGACAUUUGGUUCACACAAGAUAAUAAAGAUAAAACGUAUUUUCUGCCAUAAAGGGGUCCAGACGAGUUUCUGUUGCAUCAUGUGUUAAAUGUAAAGAAGAGGGCGGCAGAGGCUGACAUUUCAAUAAUUUAACUAUCCAUAAUUGAAUUGCCAAUGAGAACUAUUUGGUUAUCUUGAUGUGAACCACCAGGACCACAGCAGAACAACAGGAACGCUCAGUAAGAAGAGUAAAAAAAAAACAGUUAUAUAAGACACGUGCACCAAAGGAAACACCAACACCACAUCAUAGAGUCAGUUUAAGUAUGGUUACUUAAGCCAUCUGCUUUCAUUUUAUGAAGCCGUUUCUGUGUUCCUCUAUUUGGAAUUUGCUUUAUCUGACUUCAGAUUUAAAGACCUGAGAAUUAAUAUUUUUAUAUUUCUGUUAUUUUAUAUUCUUGGAUUUCCUAGUUUUGUCACUUAUUUUUUUAUAAAAGUACCACCCCUAGUGUUUGCUUGGUACAGCAUUAAGAUUACUGUAUAGUAGAUAGAAACAACAUGAAGCCUCAUGGGAUAAUAUGAGACAUUCUUUGACUUAAGAAGCAGCCAAUCAGGUGAGGCUGAAGAUGAACCAAUCAGAUACCUGACACGCUGUCGCAACAGUUGGUCCUGCAUGGUGAAUCUGUUAAGACUGCUGUCACUUGAGCAAGUCAGACCUGCUGUGUAGAGGAUGGGGAUAGAAGCAGAGAAGGUGAUGGUGUGUCUUCUGAUUAUUUCCCUGCUCUGGUCUGUGUGUGAAGUACGGUCAAGUGACAUCUAUCAGGCUGCUCUUUUCCAAGCAGUGGAGCUAGGACGCUCAGUUACUAUUACAUGUCACAUCAAUAUUGCUGGAAGAAUUAGGGUAUGGUACAAACUAAACACAGGGGGGAGACUACAGCUGGUGGCUUCAACAGAUACUUUAUAUAAUCUGACAACAUUUAAUGAGCAAUCAAAUCAUCAUUCAGUGACAUCCCACAGCAUUAGCAGCCACCUGACCAUAUCUACAACAAUGUGGAGAGACACUGGCACAUACUACUGUGGAGUGAUGAACUUAAACGAAAUUCAGUUUGGACAAGGAACAUAUUUGAUGAUAAAAGGUGCAAAGAUGAUCAGCGACUCUGUCGUCCAGCAGCCAGAGUCUCAGUCAGUCCAGCCAGGAGACUCUGUGACUCUCAGCUGUUCUGUUCUCACUGGCCACUGUGCAGCAGAACACGUUAGUGUCAUGUGGCUGAAAACCUCAGAUCAUUCUGCUCCAGAAAUGAUUUACUCCUCUGGAAAUAAGAACGACAUCUGCCAGAGGACUGAGAGCGGAGAAACUACCUGUGUGUCCAACCUUCUCAUGAGGAACCUCAGCUCUGAUGAUGCUGGAGCCUACUGCUGUGUUGUGACUUUGUGUGGACAGAUACUGUUUGGAAAUGGGACCAGGAUUAAUAUUCACAACGUUGCCUUCACCAAAUCAGAUGAUCUGAGUCCAACUGUUAUUGCGCUGAUGCUGUCAAACACUGUUGUUGGGAUGGUGACACUUCUGCUUGUAUGGACACUUUGUAAGAACCACAAGGAAGAUCCCACAACAGCAUUCAGAUCUAGUGGUUGGUCUCUUGAAGACAGUCAGACCGCAGUUGUCUAUGCAGCAGUGUGUUCAGAACCCAGACGCUCCUCCUGCAGACCAGCUUCACUAAAAUACAAUCAAGACACAGUAGUUUAUUCAUGAAAAGGGAGACACGCUCAUCAAGCGAACUCAUCAGAGGAUGAUUUUUUAAGGAUUGCUCCGAAAAAGGAAUUUUUCCUUGAAGAUCUGCAUCUAGUUCUACAGAGCCACCAUCAAGAGUCUCCUCACCUCCUCUAUCACUGUGUGGUACCCCACAUCCAAACAAAGACUGGUGGAGAAUACUUAAUCACCAUAAAAAUGAUAUUUCUAUAGUCCAACAAUCAAGUGCUUCUGUGUUCUUAGGUUGCCAUCCUUAAUAGAUGCACCUGUUGCAUUGACAUUUCACCGACACACCAUUCACCAUCACAGAAAAUAGGCCUGUCAGUCUUCUUGUGGUCAGCAGUAAAAUACGAUAACCUUUGCCGUUGUGCUCUCUUUGUGUUUGUAAGUGGUUUCACGCAGGAUGUCCUCAUUAUGUCGCAAUUCUGUUGCAAGACUUUCAGUGGAUCACAGGAACCUUUUUUUCAAACUACAUGUGAAGAAGCAGAAGUUCACUGAUGUUCCAUAACACAGUUUACCAGCUUCUUUGUUUUUAACUGCAUACAGCUUGUGAGCAAACAUCGCAGAUGUUAUGUAGCGCUGUGGUUGGUAAAACCGGAACAAAAUUUAUGGCUUGAUUAAACAAUAGAUUCAACGUGA